AUGACCCAAGAAACCACCGAGAACGAAACGGACGAAUUUUGUGACGAGAAGAUGGGGUAAGUUCAUUUAUUAUCCGUACUUUGCUUGAAGCUAUAAAGUUGAUGAUGCAAGCUGAAAUUGCGUCGGCGGCCGGCAGUGUUUUCCCGGGAAUCUUGAUUUCUUUGUUGAGCUUUUUCUCAUUGUGAUCCAAAACAAGGAUUUUUCGCUCUCUUCCACAAUUUUUUGUGAACUAAAGGAAAGGGGAAGGUUGAUGUGUUUGCAAGCAAAAAUUUGUAAAUCGAAGUACGCUUUGUUUAACGCUCGUGACUGUCACAGUGGACCGCUUCGAGUCCCUGAUUGUACGAGUACAAGUUAAGUGAAUUGGUUCAAAAUAGCUCACUUAACAGAUUUCGUGUAAGUUUUCAUUUUUUCAAGUUUCGUUAGGUUUCAUUUUGGUUAUCUAUCUCUCUUCCAAUUUCCAAGUUUUCACUCGGUUUAAUGUUGAUUAUUCGUGAUGUUUUUCCGGGAACAUGGGGUUAGGUAAUUUCGUUGACGCGACUAAAAAUCCUUUCUGUUCUUACAGGCGUGUUUGUUGCCGUUUCUUAUGAAACGCUCGAUAAAAAGUACCCGUUGGAAUUUUUUUCUUUGAAAAAAGCUUCAAAUUUUGAUGUAAUUUUCCCUAUCCCUGGUAAAAUACUAUGACGUGUGAAAUUUACUAUAUUGUACUAAAAUCGUCACCUGACCUUGCGCGCUGUCGCGAAGUCAAGGGAGUGUAUGUGUUCGUGCUCAGAAUUAAUACAGUUUUUUUUGUUUUUUUUUUUUCGUCUUGCUGGUACAUACUUAUAAAAAAAAUACUCACAAUCGGUGUUUUUUCAGGAUAAUCACUGCAUUUUUUUUUUCAAAAAUAUAAUAUACUAGUUUUCUUGAAAAUGUGGUGAUGUAACUUGUAUCAAUUAUGAACAAGACAGAGCAAGGGGUUUGAUGAGUCAUCUUGUUUACAUUUUCAGUGAUAUGGUCAACAGACUCAAGGUCAUUUGGGCGUUGCAAGAAGUUCUGCAGCAAAGUCAAGCUCAAGGUCAUUUGGUGUGUGGCGUCCACGAUGCGGCUAAUGAACUGGCUGUGUAAGUACUUGUAUUAUGACUUCUGGUUUGGGGUUUAGUCAGUUUAUUUAAAUUAAUUUAAGACGGAAUCCAUCAGGAAGUUGAGUAAUUUCAAUUUUUAGUGGACAAAAACCUUUUAACAAAAUAGUUUCAGCAAUAUCGCAUUCUUUUUAACAGUUUUCAAGGGCUAUGGAUAUAAUAUUUAAUCUGUAAUAACAUUAAAGACUAUUUCUCAUGGGGGCCUGAGAAAAUAAAUGUCAAAUUUCAUGAGAAUUGUGAAAACACUGGUAAUGUUCUGAAAAUUUCACGUGUAAGAUGUCAUUUUGUGAAAUUUGACAUUUAUUUUCGCGGGCUCUCAUAAGAAAUAUUCUUUGGUGUUAUUACAGGUAGCUAAUUACAUCUCUCACCCUUGAAAAAUGUAAAAAAGAAUGCGAUAUUGUUUAUUAUUCUGGUACAAGGUUUUUGUCCACUGAAAAUUAAAAUUACUCGAUUUCCUGAUGGAUUUCGUCUUAAUUAUCAUUACUGUUAUUAUGAUAACAUCCUCAGUUGUUCAAAAGGUGGAUAGCACUAUCCAUUGGAUAAAUAUCUUAGCACUGAAUAACACAACAUGUUCUCCCAAUUGUAACUCAUUCAGGGGAUAGUGUUUUAUUCUGUAGAUAGUGCAAUCCACCCAUUGAACAGCCACUGAGCUCAUGGACUCAGUUGUGCAAACAUUUGACAGCACUAUCUUGUGGGUAAAGGGAUUUAAGGCUAUUACUUAACAUUGUUAUCAUCAUUAUUAUUAUUAUCAUAGCUAAAGUAGUUUCCUGCUGUUCUCUUGCAGAGAUCAGGAAGCAAUAGGGCUCUGUUUACUGGUAGAAAAUCCACGUGCAGAUCCUGGUACACAGGUUCAUUGCCGACUAAUAGAGGCUUACUGCUGGGAAUGUGCUAUUCCUGUUAUUAAGGUAAGAUAGACUUCAGUGCUACCUUCUUCAAUGAUAGAUCAGAGAUCAAGUACCCAAAAUGGAAACAAUAUGUUGCUUUUGAAGUAAAGCAGAAAGCUACUGAGGUUGGAUCAGGGCUUUAUGAGAUCUCUAACUUCUAGGUGUACCAUUACAACCCCUAUCCCCCUUAUGUGCAAACCUGUCAUCAAUAUGUUCUUUUACAUUGUUUAUUAAAUGAAAAGGGAAAUAUUAAAAUAAUCUGUGCCUUUGCCUUGUUUUCAGGUAAAUGACAGUCGAAAGCUACACAAGAUGACAAAUUACCAUGGCACUCUGAGAGAACCUCUACAUUGCGUUCUUGUGAAGGUAUUAGAAAUUUAUCAUUAUUAAUUAUUAUUAUUAUGAUUAUGAUUAUGAUGAUGAUGAUGAUGAUGAUGAUGAUGAUGAUGAUUAUUAUUAUUAUUAUUAUUAUUAUUAUUAUUAUUAUUAUUAUUAUUGUAAUGGCAGUACAAAUGUCUGGAUGCCAAGAGUAAAACAUAAAAGCUUUGGCUGGGCGGCAAACCGUAACCAACUAAAAUUUGUAUUAACAAUUACACAAUAAUUUGUGCCCCCCCAAAAAAAACCUGGGUAAAAAUGAUUUGAUAAAAGUGUCAUACCAAAAAAAUGAAAAGAAAUGAAAAAAAGAAAAUUCCUACAAGGUUUAUGGACGUCUUAAUUAUAAAACAAAAGUGUUUAUCUUGAAAACCAUUGUUCAUAUAGCUAUCCAUUAAAUUAUGAGAAAGGUAUGUCAAUGAAAUUUUGAUAAUGUACAAGAUUAAGUAACUAUCUGUUAAAAUAGGUGUCCAAAAUUCCAAUUAAUAAUUUAUUAUUAUUAUUAUAUAAUUUCUGCUCUUUUUGUAAUUUUAGGUGCUCAGUGAGUGCUUUUGUUUUUUCUCACAGAACCUGGUAACACAGACAGAUGCUGUUUCCACAGUGCUACAGUUUUCACGGCAUGCACCAGCUCCACUUCUUAAGAUCAAAUAA
Porites evermanni is the source of this 3022-nucleotide messenger RNA. The record is from the annotation of a GenBank genome assembly. Lineage: Eukaryota; Metazoa; Cnidaria; Anthozoa; Scleractinia; Poritidae.